ACACGUAUGAGUUAUACGUGUAUCCUUUGUGUUUGUUCGUUAACCUAAUUAACUAAAGCUGUUUACUUGAGAAUAUUCACAUUUACAUGAUGAAUAUUUAGUCAACCAAAUUGGCUUUAGAAGUCAUCGCUGUGGCCAGUCUACAAUCAUGUUUGAGGAAUCUGAGCCUAAAGGCGAAACAGGUUGUAUGCAUCCGUCCAUGAACCGUCAUAGACCUGCAUUUGAAGUAUCACAGGAUAAUUCACAUUUAUUGGCGAGCAUCUUCAAGGAUCUCUACACCACAGAGAUUAUUGGGAAAGACACCGUUGCACAUUUCACCAAGACCAGAAGUGGAGGUAACAGGUACCAUGACAAAUAUGUGGAGAAGCUUCAACAGGUCCAUUCAGAGUACAGCCUUCAGAUGCGUGAUGCUGACAUGCUGGAGAACCACAUUAUCAUGGCCCGGGUCCAGACCACAGCCAGUGGGAACAGGGUGGGGGAUGAGCUGGGCCAGGCCUAUCAUCAGCUGGGUCUCCCUCCAGGCGUGUCCACAUUUAUGUGGUGUGUUGACAACAGUCUUCUGAAGAGCAACAACCUGAUCUGUCGAGGAGACUACAUCACACAGCUGGCCCCACUCAUCAAAGCCCCACGAGUCAAGUCCACCCCAGGGUUUGCCAAGCCGACAAUGUCCUACAACAGACGCAUAUGUGAUGUUCCCCAAGACGAUGGCUACACUCUGAUUCCUCCCCUAGAGAAGACAGCCCAGAGCCUGAUGGAGGAGUCAGAGAUCUCCCUCACCAUAACCUGUAGCUCUGACACCGGCACCCCGUUGAGCACACCUAGCCAGAGGUCCUGCCAGCGGCAGAAGCCUAAGUGGAUGGAUGAGCUGAAUGCAAAGAGCAGAGCAGAGGUGAGGGCUGGCCUCCACAAACUCCAGCAGAGACACAACUUCCUGCGCAACCCCAGAUUCCUUCCCCCCAAAGCUCAGCAGGCGGCCAGGUCUCUCAUCCUGCUGGAGAAGACGGGAGAGAGGAGGGGAGAGACAGACGAGAGAUCCCCAGCCAAAUCUGUUCCUGUGUUCCUGGCCAAUCCACCUGUUGUCUACUUCACUGACUACAUAGCAGGACAGGUGUAUGAGAUGACAGUGGAGCUGAGGAACAUGAGUGCUUCCAGCUGUCACACCAGGGUCAUUCCUCCCACCACCCCUCACUUCUCCCUGGGCCUGGGCAGGUUUCCUGGUGAGGGCGGUGUCAUAGCUCCUGGGAUGGCCUGUCAGUACACAGUGCGGUUUGUUCCUGACUCCCUGACCAACUACAAAGAUCUCCUGGUGGUGGAGACUCAAGAUCAGUACUUACUGGUGCCCAUUGAAGCCAGCAGACCACCUCCUAUACUGACCUUGCCCAGGGUGCUGGACUGUGGGUACUGCCUGGUAGGAGGGGUGAAGUUCUUAGAGUUUCUGUGUCGCAACGAUGGCCUCAGCGCAGGAACCUUCUGUAUCAUCCCACGGAGACAGUGGCCCGCCUCCAACAUCCGGUCUGUAGUAAACAACAGCUUUGCUGAGGAGGCACCGUUUGCAAUCAGCCCGUCCCUGUUUGUGCUGCAGCCAGGGCAGAGCACAGUGCUGGAGAUGGUGUUCUUCCCCACCUCGGCAGAAAGCUGGUCCCAGGUCUUCACCAUAGUUUGUGACAACUGCCAAGUUAAAGACAUCACUCUACAAGGUCAGGGCCAGUUGAUAGGUCUGGAGAUGGUGUGUGUCUCUGGGGAGGAAGAAGACCCUGUGCUGGAGGAGCUCCGUGACCUCACAGCCAAUCACUACGUGUGUUUCCCUCCCACCAACCCCCAGUCUGUUCAGCAAAAGACCAUCACCAUCAGGAACAACACUCACCUGGAGCUGGAGUUUCAUUGGCAGAUCAUGCAGCCCUACCUGAAGCCCCUCCUUCCUGGCGAGAGCCCUGAUUCCGCCCACAUCCAGUACCACCUAGCCAAUGACGAAGUGUUUCACUUCAACCCCACCUCUGGCUUUUUUGCCCCUCUAGGAGACCAUGAGUUCCUCCUCACAUUCACCCCUAAAGAGUUGAUGGACUACCACAGUGUGUGUCACCUGGUGUUGAGGGACAUCCCAGAGCUGCCUAAAGAGACCAGGGAGGAUGAUGGGGCUCCUCAACCUCUGGGUCCUGGGCCCAAGGUGAUGGAUGUGGUCGUCAUGGAGAUAAAGGUCGAAGGGCGGACAGAGGCCUACCAGGUCCUACUAGAACCCUACUCUGUCCACAUCCCUGGAGAGGUGUUCAUCAAUACCACCGUACGCCGGAGGUUCAAGAUGUGGAACAACAGCAGAUCCAGUAUCACCUUCCAGUGGGAUAGGAUCACUGACUGUCACAUCAUGGAGGUGGAGCCCCCUGCUGGUGAAAUCGAGAUGAACGAGUGUUUUGACCUGGAACUGGUUCUGACUGGAGGGCGACCUGGAGCAGAAGAGUCCCGUCUGAUAUGCCACAUUCAGCACCACCACCCACCUGUUGUUCUGCCCAUAUGCGUCACAUUUAAGGGCCCCCAUGUAUCAGUGAAUGUUGCCAAAGUGGAUCUGGGCCUGAUGAGGCUGGGAGACCAGAGCCAGGCCACUGUGUUGCUCACCAACACCACCCCCCUGGAGGCGCCAUGGAGCCUGGUCCACGGGGAGGGGCCACACAGUCAUACCUCUGAGAUCACAGUGGAUCCCUGUAGGGGAGUGCUGCCUCCUCUGGCCUCCUGCAAUGUGGACAUCCUCUUCAGACCCCGGGCCUGUCAACACUUUACCACCAUUCUAGAUUUAUCUGUGGAGAACGGACAGGGAUGUCAUUUGUCAGUGGAAGCAGACAUCCUGUCUCCUCAAGUGUGUCUGUUGAGUUGUGAGCUGGUGUUUCCAGAUCUCUAUGUGGGAGUUCCAUCCCUGGCUACCGUCACCCUGUUCAACCAGAGCCUGUUACCUGCUCAAUACACCUGGACCAAACUCCAGGGCGAACAAGCAUCUCUAUGUUCUGCAAGAUUCACUCCCACCUCUGGAACUCUGGGAGCCCACACAAAGAUGGACGUCACUGUGGCCUUCACGUCUCACACUGAUAUCAAGUUGAAAGGAGUAGCAGCGCUGUGUGAGGUGACAGGGAUGAAGAAACCCCUGGUUCUAGAAUUCCGCUCUAAAGCCCAGGGACUGAAUGUCUCCUACUCCUUACCUCAUACCAGCCCAGUGUCAGAUGAACAGGGCCCUGACGCCUCAUUGGUUCUGAAUUUUGGAGACGACGUCCUGUUGAAACGACCAGUCACCAAACAGCUAGUCAUAACCAAUCAUACGGCUAUCUGCGCCCCCUUUACCCUGGAGGCGGAGUACUUUACUGGACAAGCCUCCUCACUACCAGCUGGCCAAUCACAGCACAGGGGUGUGUAUAUGAGGAAACCACUACAUUAUGCUCAAGCUAAGACAAUAGAGGACAGAGCACAAGAAGGGUUUGUGAACAGUCUGUUGGCUGAUGGGAGGGGCGCGGUAUUCUUUAUCCAGCCUGACUGUGGAAUUCUGGGAGCAUUUGAGACUCAGACUGUUGACAUCACAGCUUUCACCAACAUGUGGGGAGAUUACAGAGACCAACUCAUCUGUAAGAUGGGAGACCUGACGCCCAAGCUGAUCCCCAUGCAGAUGACAGUGAGGGGCUGUCCUAUUUACUUUCAGAUGAUUGGUCCACAGCCUGACAAUCAGAACCAGGGGCCAAUCAUUCGGUUUGGUUGUCACGUCUCUGGAGGAGACACCGUCUCUCGUUCUCUUCGUCUGAACAACAGCAGUCCCUAUGAUAUUCGUGUGGACUGGGAGAACUUCACCGUGGACCAGCACGACAGGAAGCUGCUGGACAUGGUGGUCUCCUACGGCGAUGUUUUCCCCCUGAAGGACACAGAUGGCAAUGAAUUGGUGGGCGGGACUCUGUAUGCCAGGACCUUCCCUACCUGGAGCCACACCCCCAGCACAAUAGGAACAAGCUCCUCCCUCUGGAGCAAGUCAGACUCUGGGGAGGACCAGCUAGUAACUGAAGAAGAGGAAGGAGCUCUCUACUCUACACCUCCUCAAAGGAAGCUUGUUUCUGUCUUUGUCAGGCCUCACGAGGGCAACCCCUCUGACUUCCCAUACUGCAUCACUCCACAGCAGAUAGUGGUUCCAGCAGGAGGCAGUAGCACCAUUCACAUCUCAUUCACUCCUCUGGUCCUCUCAGGACUGACCUCCAACUCUAUCUGUGUGGCCUUCGCUCUGGGGUUCAUGAGCCUUGACUCCGAGGUGGCCUCCUGCAUUCCAGGUAAGGUGACCAGGGCUCAGGGUCUGGAACUGGAGCCGCUCAGACUGGACCUCCAGGCCUUCGUCAGACUGGCUAUCCUGUCAGUUCAGAUGGAGGAGGAAGAAGGAACUCUGGAGUUCUACGCUGUGGCCAGUGAUUUAAUACAUGGAGAACCACACAGCAAGAUGGCCCAGAAGGAGUUUGCCGUCACACGGACAUUCCAGCUGAAAAACAACACAGCGAUGCCUCUGAGCUUCAGAUUGAGCACCACGCCCCCUUUCUCUGUCCUGCAGCCGCAGACUAAAGGCCCCAGCAGAUCAGCCAGCUCCACUCUCCACAGCCUGACGCCGCCUGACCACCAGCUAUUGGUGCUACAGUCACACCACAUCAUGCAGGUGAAGGUAGCAUUCCACUGCUCUCCCACCCUGCUGGCCAAUCUGAGGCAGCCUGCUGAGUUACUCCCACCCGGUGUGUCUCUGGUGACCAAUGGGAGUGGAGAGAGGAAGCUGAUGUUUCAGCAGACCGUGUCAGUGGAGUACAGCAACAACAGCUUGCAGUCCGUCCCGCUGGGUGCCCAUCUGGCCAUUCCCACCCUGCAUCUGUCCUGUGACCGUCUGGACUUUGGCACCUGCUAUGUGGGUCAGACCCGUGUCAGAGAGGUUCACCUCUACAACCAAGGAGGCUCUGCUAGCUACUGGAGAGCUCUAAUAGGCUCGGACGGUGAGGAGGCAUCGGGCACGUUCACAGUAUCUCCUGACUGUGGAGUCCUAAAGCCCCUGGAGUGUUCCGUGCCCUCCUGCAGAGAGUCCAUUCAGAUCAGGUUCACAGCCAGCUACGAGGGGGCGUUCCGAGCCAGGGUCACAUUUCAGGGGGUCCUGGGGGAGCACCCCUUAUUGCUACACAUCCAGGGAAGUGGAUCCUUUGAUGAGAGAUUUGUGUCUCAGCUGCCCGACACCUAGGGGGACAGUACUGGACCCCCUCAGGACAUCAGCCAGGGAACACCUAAACAAUGGUUCAGUGCACUCUGCUUUCAGACUGGUAUCAGAUUUUAUUCAUAAAUGUUUUCACUUAAGUUUAGAGGAUGCUUAUGGAUUAUUGAUGAUUUAUGGAAAUGAAAAAUACAACCUU
Esox lucius (northern pike) is the source of this 5393-nucleotide messenger RNA. It is a transcript of the gene dlec1, whose product is annotated as DLEC1 cilia and flagella associated protein. Gene Ontology annotation, biological process: negative regulation of cell population proliferation. Lineage: Eukaryota; Metazoa; Chordata; Actinopteri; Esociformes; Esocidae. The transcript has 38 exons. The record is from RefSeq and is a predicted model, not a curated record. Bases 149 to 5224 code for a protein of 1691 amino acids.